AUGUCGUUGGACUUCACCCCGCCGGCGGGAAUUGACCUGUCUGAAUCGCGGCAACCACAGCUGUACGCUGCAUUUAUCUCCACUUUCUGCCUGGCAGUAGUUGCUGUUGCUCUUCGCCUGAAGUGCAGACUUGGCCAUCUGCGGCCAGGACUAUGGUGGGACGACUACAUGAUAUGUGCUUCCUUGCUUAUGACAGCGGGAAAUUUCGUGGCCAUGGUAAUAUGGAUACCUAGAGGACUUGGAAAGCAUAUAUAUCCAUAUGGCCUCAAGGGUUUUGGAGACUUCUUUUUGAAUCUCUUCGUCAUUGAGAUUCUCUACACCCUAUCUAUAUGCUUCACGAAGUACUCUAUCCUAUUAUUCUAUUGGCGAAUUUUCAAUGCCACCAGCAUCCGUAUCCCAAUAUAUAUCAUUGCCAGUCUGGUAACUGGAUGGGGUAUUGGGGUGAUUGGCACAACCAUCUUCCAAUGUCUACCAAUUCAGGGCUUCUGGGACAAGACAAUUCCGGCAGUAUGUGGAGUUGAUGUGAACAGUUUCUUCAUUGGCAAUGCGGUGCCGAAUAUUGUAACCGAUUGGGCCUUGUUGCUCCUGCCACUUCCAUACAUUUGGCGUCUACACAGGAACACUGUCCAGAAGCUUGCAAUCUAUGCAACUUUCCUACUCGGUGGAUUUAUUUGCAUCAUAUCAAUUAUCCGACUUACUAUAAUGCUGGAAGCCUACAAAGUCCCUUCAAUUGACGUUACAUGGGUGUUCAUCGGCCCAUCCACGUGGACUGCUGUCGAGACGAACAUCGGAGUCGUUUCAGCGUGUCUACCUUCUCUCCGUCCCCUGCUACGGCAUUUUGGUGGCUCAACAGAACAAAAACCAUCAUAUAACCCCCGCGAAGGACAAGGCUUCAGUGGAGGCAGCGGAUAUUCCUACGGCUCUGCCUGGGCCAAAAAAAGCCCAUACCACCGUAACGGGACAGACAACACCACAACAACAGAAGGUUAUUCCUCCGACCAGAACUUGACGGAGAUAAAUGUUCGUACGUCCGUGGAUGUUCGAGGAGAGGAGAUAAUGAGCAAUAACGCAGGAUAUAACACUGCACGAUACAAUAGUAAUGCCCAGCCAUGA
Molecule: messenger RNA, 1113 nt
Organism: Nannizzia gypsea CBS 118893
Lineage: Eukaryota; Fungi; Ascomycota; Eurotiomycetes; Onygenales; Arthrodermataceae
Exons: 6
Coding region: 1-1113 (370 amino acids)
Source: RefSeq, a predicted model, not a curated record